CCCCAUUCGAGGCAUAUUUAUUGUCUGCAUUCCAGAAGCCCUGCCAAGGAAAUGGAGGCUGCAACACGCGUACUCCUCCUGAUCUUCCUAGUCCCGAUCCCGUUAGUCCGCAUGAGACUCUUACCAUUUGAGGGUCUCAAAUGCUACGGUCAGUUCGGUAGUAGUCCGUCGCCUAGUAUGGGUACCUUAGUAGUAGUCGCUCGCUGCCCUAUCCUUGAAGCUAUAUCUGGAGAACAUUAUAUCUAGUUGGGCGUUAUUAAACCCCAACGGUCGGAAAGCAAGGGGGCUAAAUGCGUGUAUUAGAUAAUUGAGCUGUUUUAAAAGGAACUGCCCAGUUAACUUCCUUUUCCGGUCCUAUGGAUGUGAAAUAUCAAAAUCCAGUCAAGGGGAAACUUCGGUUGAAUGCGGCCAAAAAAAAAAAAAAAAAAACAAACAACAAACAAA
Aspergillus alliaceus is the source of this 444-nucleotide messenger RNA. RefSeq lists its product as uncharacterized. Bases 52 to 246 code for a protein of 64 amino acids. The record is from RefSeq and is a predicted model, not a curated record. Lineage: Eukaryota; Fungi; Ascomycota; Eurotiomycetes; Eurotiales; Aspergillaceae. The transcript has a single exon.